Molecule: messenger RNA, 4529 nt
Organism: Pangasianodon hypophthalmus (striped catfish)
Lineage: Eukaryota; Metazoa; Chordata; Actinopteri; Siluriformes; Pangasiidae
Gene: dipk1aa
Product: divergent protein kinase domain 1Aa
Exons: 5
Coding region: 293-1579 (428 amino acids)
Source: RefSeq, a predicted model, not a curated record
AACAUCCCAACCCGGAAGUAGCGGAUAAAACCUGGGGCACUUGAAUGCAGCAUAUGGUGAUCAUGAAGCCUGAGGGGUUUUCAUAAGAGCUGAACGUGAUCCAGGUCUCUGCUGAAGCUUUGGGAUACAGUGUGCAACUAAAAGAGAGAUUACUGGAAAGUAGAAAUGGUUAUGUUUCGAGAUGAAGAGUGUGAUGACGCGGUGCAGUGAGCAGAAAAGUGGCAUUCCGGCAGCUGCGAUGCUUUUCUUGUUUUGCAGGGUGAUCACAUGUUUGAAAUGAACUGUUUCUGCUAUGGCGAGAGGUCUGUUUCCACGGGCCUGGAUCACCAAGUCUUACCUCUUUCACGUUCGGCUGUCGUAUGUGCGGGUGAAGUACCUGUUCCUCACCUGGCUGGCGGUGUUUGUGGGGAGCUGGGUGGUGUACGUUCAGUACUCGUCUUACACAGAGCUGUGCCGAGCGCACGAAUGCUACACCACCAUCUGUGAUAAAUACAGAGCGGGAGUGAUCGACGGCUCGGCCUGCAGCAGUCUGUGUGACAAAGACUCGCUGUAUUUCAGGAGGUGUCUCUCCAGCAAACCCAACAAUCAGGUGUACACAGCGAGCUGGGGCGACGUGGACGCCGUGAUCAAGUGCCAGCUGGGCGACGUGCUGCACUAUGAGCUGGGAGAAGAGCUGGAGCCGAGGAAGGAGCCGGUGCUUUUCGACAAACCCACCAGAGGAACGUCGGUGGAGAAGUUCAAAGAGAUGGUGUACAGUCACGUGAAGGCGAAGGUUGGCGAGCAGGCUGACCUCACCACGCUGGUCUCACUGGUGCUGUCGUUUGCGGAUGCUGAUAAUGACAGGCGUGUGUCUCUCCCGGAGGCCCGAUCAGCGUGGGCUCUCCUGCAGCUGGACGAGGUUUUACUCAGCGUGGUUCUGCAGGGACGCAGUCACACUCCCAAGCUGCUGGGUUUCUGUGGCGACCUGUACGUGGUGGAGCGAGUCGCGUACACGCCGCUGUACGGCCUCAAUCUGUCACCGGCGCUCGAACCCUGGAUCACGGCUGUGGUCGGUCGCGGCCUGGAUCACUUCUUUGCUCCGUCGUGGCCUCGCAAGGCGAAGAUCUCAAUCGGGUUGCUGGAGCUGGUGGAGGACGUUUUCCACGGGAUGUUCGGCUCGUUCCUGCUGUGCGACAUGAAGCCGGGAAGCUUCGGAUACACCGAGCACCACGAGCUGCGGCUUUUAGACGGGAGACACGUCGUGCCAGAGGAGGCCUUCAGACGCGUCAUGCGAGUUCGCCCGUGCCAAGAAGACUCAGACUGCGUGUACAGUGGCGACUGCAGGGCGUCGUGUCGCCGAGCCGAGCGGCGCUGCAGCCCCGAGCCGAGCCGGACCAACCUGGCGCGAGCCUGCAGCGCGCUGGAGGACUUCCUGCUGCAGGGGGCGCCGACGAGCCUGCGGCCCGAGCUGGAGCGGCAGCUGAACGCCUGCAUGGAGCUCACAGGCUCCGGCGAGCAGAUGCAGAUAGAGCACUCGCUCAUCCUCAACAACCUGAAGAUGCUGCUCUGGAAGCAGAUCUCACACACCAUCGACUCGUAACACCACACACACUGUGAGCUCGCCGUGGUACUGCUGUGUGUGUUUUGGUUUUUUAGCGUCCCACAUGCUGACUUAAUGAUUUAGUGUCACUCUUUGAACUCUCCUACUACCUGUUAUUCACUGACACAGAGUCGUUUGUAAUAUUGUUAUAUUUAAAAUCUUUUUUUUUUUAUUUAUAAUAAUCAUUCGACUUUAAUUCACCGUACAAGUGAUCUUGCUUUUAUAUAUUCCAUUCAACAUUUCAGUAUUCACUGUUAUUCCAGGCUGGAAAUUAACUCCACCCCUAAUCAGACCAGAUCUGCUCAGCUCCUCUCACUUCCCUUAAAAAGCAACUCGGAGAGGCUGCGAGGAAGUGGAGACGCGUCAGUGACUCCAACAAAAGAGCUGAAAAUGACAAAAUGGCGACUAAACAGUGAAAGAGCGCCUCCUAGGUGUGGUGUGCGCUAAAUCUUACUUCUUUUAUAGGGUGCCAUUACUUUUGUCCUCAUUGAACGGCUGGCUUUAUUUGUCACAGCGUAAUCUGCAUAUAAAAUCGCAGUGACUCCUCACCAGUUUCAUAGGAUAGGACUUUUUUUCCGAACUAACCUCAUGCUAAUGGUUUACGAAGAAAUUAUUUCGUAGGCAGUUUGAGAAACGAGGCCCAAUCAACGUAUUCAAAUAAUUAAUUAUUAAUGAUUAAAAUUUUAAAUGAACCAGAUCAUAUUCUGCCCACAGGACAGCUUCAGCACAUUUAUAUCAUAAACCUGGAUUAAAGUGGAAGCGAUGAUCGUGGUCUGACAGUUGGCAUAAGUAUUGGCACCCACCUAACAGGAGGAGAGUUGAAAUAGUGGCAGUAUCUCAUCUAACAUCAGCUCUGUGUGUGUGUGCGUGUGUGUGUGUGUGUUUAACACAUUUGUGCCAUACGUGAGUGAUCACUGAUCAUUCUGUUUUGUUUUUUUUUUUAAACUUUGUUCAAUUUUAUGAAGGGAAAACUGAAACGUUUUGCAUCCAUUAAUUAAAGAUGUGAAGUAAAAAUGCUGAAGGAUGCACUAACAAUGAAGUAGAGGUGUGUACGGGACCGGCUUUAAAUUCCCCAAUGCCGCUGUUACAAUUUUUGUUUUUAUGGAUUCUCAAAAUGUUAACACAUUCGCCUUUUACACCACUAUGACCUUGACCAGGGUAGAGGUUACUGAAGAUGAACGAAUGAAUGAAUGAAGAGGGAAAACACGUCGCACCGCAGUACGCUCGCGUUAAAGGGAAAAUCCACUCUGAGCGACUUGAAUAUUUAUAUUUUUUCGUUGUAAUUAACACGUGGUGAACAACAGCGUACUGAUAUUCAACUUCUUUCGUUGACACGUUGCUCUACUGUCACAUCCUUUAAUGGUUUCCUACAUUUCCCACAAUGCCGUGCUGAUAGGGCUGAAGUGGGAUUUCGCCCUCGCUUCAUUUCUGCCUAAAUAGAGUGAUGCAUCUCACUCUGCUCAAACAGAUCAACUUUCACGCUGAUACCAACAUCAACACUAGCGCCAUCGCAUCGUCAUCUCGUAGAUCACUAACUAGCGUCGUAUAGCUGCAUUGCAUUCUGGGACUUUGAGUCAAGCUGCUACUUUGCUGGAUUUCUCAUUAAAAUGACGUUGAAAAAACGUCGCUGGAAAAUGGCGAGUGAGAAAAGAAACUCUUACUCUUUUGUUUUUUAGGAGCUAACAGUGAAAGCUGACAUUUUUUUCUCCCAUUGAACGCCAUUGUAACGGCGCUAGCAACAGCAAUGUCCUCCUGUGACAUCACUGAGCCGCACAGCCGCUAGCUUCUCACAGGAAUAACAACCACCAACCAGUUAGCACCAGAAUCGCUGAAACACAUCAGGAAUAUUUCACUAUGAACAUAUUUCAUGUGUUCCAGAGUAGCGUUUUUUCUUUAACGAACGGUUUCUGAACUUUCUUGUCGAGUCCCGCGGAAACUCUGUCCCGAUGCACACCUCUACCACAAAACUGUGAUCGUCUCUGUAAGUCACGUUUUUACACAUUAGUAGUGCUGAGAUCCUCGUUCUGCAUGCUCACGGGAGAAACGACGCUCUCAAAGCUGCCACAUCCUCCGUGCUGGCCGUCUCUCCGUCUGUCGGGUUUUUCAGGCAAAUCUUCCUCAUCUCCUCGCUCACAUGCUGGAGUAAAGAUAAACGGACUCUGAUCUCAUUCAGGUUUUAGGACUAGACUCGAUUAGAUGUGUUUUUUGUAUUCGUCUCCUGUCCUGUGCCAUCACACGAACGAUCUGUUGCUGAACAUCACCGCUGCUGGUUAAGGAUGAAAAACAAAACAAAAAAAAGGUUCUAUUUUAAAAAGAAAGUAUAAAUGCAUGACUUUGCACAUUAAAGUAUUUUGUCGCAUCUGUGUGCCUGGUGUUUUUAACUACUUGCUCACUUCACACUUCACUUUUACCACGAAAUUCUUUUUAAAAAUGUUAUUUUAAAAUAUGAAUGAUUAGAUUUUAUCUGUACUUAAUCCCUUAAAAUACAUUUUUUUUCUCCAUUUACCAAAAAAAAAAACAAAAAAACCCUCAAAUAAGUUUCACCUCACUACUUUGCCCUGGUAUAAAUAAUGAUAAUAAAAAUAAAAAAUUAUAUUUGUGCAGAUUUAGAUUUAAAAUGUUUCCAAGAUGUCUAUAGCAUAAAUUAUAUAAAUACAAAAGAAAUAAACAAACAUUUUUUAGUACAAACACUAAUUGUGUUUUAAACAUUUUUUGGUUUCGACAGAAUUGUAUAAAAAGUUGUUAUUUUGAAAUAUUACCCAUGGAAUCUCAAACUUUAGAAGUGAGCGCUACCUUUAACCGUAAAAUAAAAUCCUCCAAACCCUGCAUACUGAAAAAAAUGUUAUUAAAGUGUGUAUAAUUAUAUUAUUAUAUUUACUUACUUUAUCUAAGAGUGUAUAAUUAUACUUCAGCUAAUUAUUAGAGCCAUAGAGUGUUUUAUUCCAGAACU